AUGUCUGUGAGAUUUGCGGAAAGACUGAAACCAUUCAAGUGCGACUUUUGUGAAAAGGGAUUCGUUAUGGAAAGUAAUCUCAAAGCUCACCAAAAAACCCAUUCUGGAUUGAAGGAGUUUAUUUGCGAGAUUUGUGGAGUUUGUUUCACCACAAACACUUCCUUGAAGUGUCACAAAAGGACUCACUCGGGUGAGAAACCCUUUCAAUGCGUUACUUGUUUGCGCAAAUUUGCCAAUCAGAGCAAUUUGAGGGCUCACGAGCGAAGUCACAGUGGAGAGAAACCAUUUUCCUGCACUGAGUGUACCAAAUCCUUUGCCACAUCGACGGACUUGAUCAGCCACAAAAGGAGUCACACAGGAGAGAAGCCGUUUCGCUGUGAUGUCUGCAACAAGACUUUCUCUCUGGCCUCAAAUGCCGCAGCUCAUCGACGCAUUCAUGCGGGAGAGAAGAAAUUCCAGUGCGAAAUCUGUGAGAAGAGAUUCCUUCUGAAAGCCUCGUUGCUCAAUCAUCAUCGCAGUCACACUGGAUUGAAGCCUUUUCAGUGCAGAUACUGCGAUAAAUCCUUCCCUUAUCGCAACUCUCUGGCGUCUCACAUAAUCUGCCACACUGGAAGUCGCAUGUUCGAGUGUUUAGUCUGUAAGAAAAAGUACACGCGAGCGAGUUCUUUGCAAAUCCACAAGAAAAAGCACGAAUCCUCAGAUUCACAGAGUAUGCCAGUUUGUUGUUGUUUGGUUGUUUUGCAUAGGAAUUCGAGUUGUCUUCUGGCAUUCUUUCCUCUUUAUUUGGCCAAUAAAAUGCAGUCUCGAAGUGUAAUUUGCAGAUUAUGCAGAAAAUAUGAUAAAAAUUCUAUUUCACUUAUCGAUGGGGACAGAUUUUCGGGUGUUCCUAUGCUAAAGAAGCUCCAAAUGAUCACUCAAAUUGAGAUCUCUCGAAACGACGCACUUCCAACAUCAGUAUGCCCUAUUUGUGUGUGGCAUGUGAACAUCACGUACAAGUUCAUAAUGGAAUGCAAGAGAUCCGAAGAAUGGUUUGUGAAGUCUCUAUCGCAGCCGAAAACCGCAGAUUUGGAGGAACAAAGCAGCAAAGCCAAGAGCAAAGAAGUCAGUUCCAAUCAGAUAAUUCCAUCCAGUGUGACUGAGGAAGUAGCUACUUCACCACUUCCGCCCGUUGAAGACAUCAGUCGUGAUGCUUUUGAUGAGUCUAGUUUGUCCAGUUUGCCAAGUCCUCCGCCUCCCAGCCCACCCAAAGCUCCGGAAGUCUUUGAGGAGAUACCGGAGAAACCAAAAGUUUUGACGAGGACGAGGAUAGGAAUGAGCAGGUUUUUGUUCCGAAACGGAAUGUACACUUGCGAGAGAUGCGAGAGAACCUUCAAAGACAAGAGUUCUCUUCAAACUCAUAUUUUUUCGCACGUCAAGCCUUUCCAUUGCGACAAGUGUGAAAAAAAGUUCUCAUCGAAAAACUCCUUUAAAGAGCACAUGGACCUCAUUCAUCUGGGCGUGAAGAAGUACAUCUGCGAAGUUUGUGGACGGAAUUUCAUGUCUUCAUCCAACUUGAGGCACCACCGAAUGCUACACACAGGUGAAAAGCCCUAUCAAUGCAGCACUUGUCCGCGAAGAUUCAACAAGCCUACAAACUUGCGACUGCAUGAACGAGUUCACACAGGGCAGAAACCAUUCGUUUGCAAGUUCUGCGGCAAGGCAUUCGCGUCGUCGUCAAACCAGAAACUGCAUCACAUGACUCACACAGGAGAGAAGAGAUAUGAGUGCGAUGUUUGUUCCAAGAGAUUCAUAUCCAAGGCUGGUCUGGAUGAUCAUCGUCGGACGCACACUGGAGAGAAGCCCUACAAAUGCACGUUCUGCGAUUGUACCUUUGCCCAGAGGAACUCCUUACGAUGUCACAUAAAGACUCACCCGGAGACGAAGACGUUCCCGUGUCCAAUUUGUGCGAAGAAGUAUCUGAGACAAGAUGUCCUUACACUGCAUCUCAAGACACACGAAGACUCUGAGUCGGCAAAUCAGGGAUAAAUUCUUCACAUAUCGCAACUCUCUGGCGUUUCACGUGAUCUGUUACAGUGGAAGUCGCAUGUCCGAGUGUGUAAUGUGCAAGGAAAAACACACGUGAGUGAAAUGUUUUGAGAUUAACAAGAAAAGCACGAAUCUUUCUCAGAUUAACAGAGUUAAUUUUGGAGGCAAUCAUGCAGUUAUACCGGAUUUAUAACACUGGAUGGUGAAAAAACUGGCAUGCAAGACAGUUUGUUGUUGGUUGUUUUGUGUAUUGGAACUCGAGUUUUCAGCGUUCUUUCCUCUUUAUUUAGCGAAUAAAAUGCAGUCUCGAAGUGUAAUUUGCAGAUUAUGCAGAAAAUAUGAUAGUAAUUCUAUUUCACUUAUCGAUGAAGACAGAUGUACGGGUGUUCCUAUGCUAAAGAAGCUCCAAAUAAUCACUCAAAUUGAGAUCUCUCUAAACGACGCUCUUCCAACAUCAGUAUGCCCUAUUUGUGUGUGGCAUGUGAACAUCACGUACAAGUUCAUAAUGGAAUGCAAGAGAUCCGAAGAAUGGUUUUUGAA
This is a messenger RNA of Phlebotomus argentipes, 2565 nucleotides long. Its product is annotated as zinc finger protein ZFP2-like. Gene Ontology annotation, cellular component: nucleus. Gene Ontology annotation, molecular function: DNA-binding transcription factor activity; zinc ion binding; RNA polymerase II cis-regulatory region sequence-specific DNA binding. The record is from RefSeq and is a predicted model, not a curated record. The transcript is spliced from 6 exons. Gene Ontology annotation, biological process: regulation of transcription by RNA polymerase II. Bases 1 to 2025 code for a protein of 674 amino acids. NCBI's taxonomy places the organism in Eukaryota, Metazoa, Arthropoda, Insecta, Diptera, Psychodidae.